This is a messenger RNA of Caenorhabditis elegans, 1146 nucleotides long. It is a transcript of the gene sfxn-2, whose product is annotated as Sidoreflexin. The record is from RefSeq and is marked reviewed. Gene Ontology annotation, cellular component: mitochondrion; mitochondrial membrane; membrane. Gene Ontology annotation, biological process: transmembrane transport; monoatomic ion transmembrane transport; monoatomic ion transport. NCBI's taxonomy places the organism in Eukaryota, Metazoa, Nematoda, Chromadorea, Rhabditida, Rhabditidae. Gene Ontology annotation, molecular function: monoatomic ion transmembrane transporter activity.
CCAGGCAUGGCUUUUGACCCAGAUCAGCCACGAUAUGAUCAAUCAACAUUUUACGGCCGACUGCGGCAUUUCGCUGGAAUGACAGAUCCACUGAUUGCAUUUUCUUCAACAACAGAACUCAUUACUGCAUCGGAGUUAAUGCAAAAAUGCAGAGAGAAGAAGCCAGUGCCGGCAACACUUGAGGAACUUCAUCGUUCGCAACGUCUGUGUCAAUCAGCUUUUCAUCCGGAUACUGGAGAACUUCAGAACUUUGCUGGAAGGAUGUGCUUCAACGUCUGGGGUGGUACAAUGCUGUGUGGUGCAAUGAUGAUCUGGUACAAAUCGACGCCAGCUGUAAUUUUCUGGCAAUGGGCAAAUCAGUCAUUUAAUGCACUGGUCAAUUAUACCAAUCGAAAUGCAAAGAGCACAUUGACAACAAAAGACUUAGUUGUAUCGUAUUCUACAGCAGUGUCUGGAGCACUGGCAAUGGCAAUUGGGCUGAAAACAUAUUUUGCUAAGAAACAGAGCAGUCCUUUGGCUCAACGAUUAGUACCACUGGGAGCCGUUGCAGUGGCUAAUGCUAUUAACAUCCCUAUGAUGCGUCAGAAUGAACUCAAAGAAGGUAUGACUGUCACUGAUGCCGAUGGAAACAACGUUGGAGUUUCCCGGUUAGCCGCAGCUAAAGCCAUCUCCCUGGUGGUUCUCUCCAGAAAUAUUAUCGUUGCCCCAUGCAUGAUCCUCACUCCUGUCAUCAUGGAAGGCUUGAACAAAGUGGCCUCAUUCCGGAAGCAUAUCAACAAACUCAACAUUCCAACUCAAUUGGCUUUAACUUUUGUGAUUUAUGGUGCAAUGAUUCCUGUCGGAUGCGCUCUCUUCCCUCAGCAAAACUCUGUGAAGCUUUCAACAUUGAAAAGAUGGGAGCCCGAAGCCUUUGAAAAACUGAAAAAUAUCAAGGGAGAUCGAGUGUACUUCAACAAAGGAUUAUAAGCGAUUUAUGAGCUUUUAGUUAACUAAACAUAGAUUUCAGCUUAAUUUAUUUCCGUGCAAAUUGGUAUUUAGAAUGAUUCGUUGUAGACAUUUCUUGAAUUGUGCAAUUAAUAACAUCUGUGCAAUUGUCUACUUAUCAGUUUUUAAAAAUUCCAGCAUAAUAAAUUUAAUCAUAACUAA